CCUCCCAGAGAGAUGAAUUACAGGGAGCUGCCGGGCUCUGCCUCUAGAGAGCAACUCAUGGAUUGUAUCAUCCACAAGGCCGAAGUCCUGGAUGGGGCCCACCUGCUGCAGGUCGUCUGGGACCAGGGCGGGGAAUCACUGUACCCAGCCGUAUGGCUGAGGGACAACUGCCAGUGCUUCGACUGCUACCUGGACUCUGCAAAGGCCCGGAAACUUCUCCUGGAGGCUCUUGAUGUGAACAUCACUAUCAAAGGCCUGACGUUUGACAGAAAGAAGGUUUACAUCACCUGGCCCCACGAGCAUUACAGCGAAUUUGAAGCUGAGUGGCUGAAGAGACGAUGCUUUUCCCGGCAGGCCAGAGCAAAGCUGCAAGGAGAGUUGUUUUUGCCAGAAUGCCAGUACUGGGGUGCGGAGCUCCAGCUUCCUACUCUGGAUUUUGAAGAUGUUUUAAAAAAUGAUGAAGAUGCGUACAAGUGGCUUUCCACCCUCAAGAAAGUGGGCAUCGUGCGCCUCACCGGGGCAGCUGAUAAACAAGGAGAAAUCAUGAAACUCGGCAAAAGGAUUGGCUUCCUCUAUUUCACAUUUUAUGGACAUACUUGGCAAGUGCAAGACAAAAUCGAUGCCAACAACGUGGCCUACACGACUGGGAAGCUGGGCUUUCACACCGAUUACCCGGCUCUUCACCACCCGCCUGGGGUGCAGCUUCUGCACUGUAUUAAGCAAACAGUCACCGGGGGCGACUCGGAAAUUGUGGAUGGAUUCAACGUGUGCCAGAAGCUCAAGGAAAAGAAUCCCCGGGCUUUCCAGAUUUUGUCCUCCACCUUUGUGGACUUCACAGACAUUGGAGUGGAUUACUGUGAUUUCUCUGUGCAGUCCAAGCACAAAAUUAUAGAGUUGGAUGAUAAAGGCCAGGUGACUCGCAUCAACUUCAACAAUGCAACCAGAGACACGAUCUUCGACAUCCCGGUAGAGCGGGUGCAGCCUUUCUACGCUGCUCUCAGGGAGUUUGUUGACCUCAUGAACAGCAAAGAACUCAAGUUCACCUUCAAGAUGAACCCAGGCGAUGUGAUCACCUUCGACAACUGGCGCUUGCUGCACGGCCGGCGCAGCUACGAGGCGGGCAGGGCCAUCACGCGGCACCUGGAGGGCGCCUAC
This is a messenger RNA of Fukomys damarensis (Damara mole-rat), 1155 nucleotides long. It is a transcript of the gene Bbox1, whose product is annotated as gamma-butyrobetaine hydroxylase 1. Gene Ontology annotation, molecular function: gamma-butyrobetaine dioxygenase activity; iron ion binding. The annotation marks the transcript as partial. Gene Ontology annotation, cellular component: mitochondrion. Lineage: Eukaryota; Metazoa; Chordata; Mammalia; Rodentia; Bathyergidae. The record is from RefSeq and is a predicted model, not a curated record. The transcript is spliced from 8 exons. Gene Ontology annotation, biological process: carnitine biosynthetic process.